Molecule: messenger RNA, 1942 nt
Organism: Nezara viridula (southern green stink bug)
Lineage: Eukaryota; Metazoa; Arthropoda; Insecta; Hemiptera; Pentatomidae
Source: the annotation of a GenBank genome assembly
AUGACAUUGCCGUUGCUCUGCACCGUCUGCAACAUCCUCGCAGCUCAUCAUGACGUACCUCCGUACGUGUGGGAGCUCCUGGGCAGCAAUAUUGUCGUGACACCUCAAGCUCUCAAUCGGUUACAGACAAUCGAUAAACCCUACCAGCUUAUAGACAGGACCGACGUGAUCAGUAAGGAAAUCACCGGGGCCAUAGUGACAGGGGACGACUUCUUCCUCGGGAUUCAGAUGGCAUGGCUGACUUUGCAGAGAGGGUGGUACCCCAAGGCCGCAGUGCUCGUGUUGGCAAAAAGUGUAAAUGAGCGCGUGUUCUCAGUGAUGUGGUCAAGAGGGAAAAUAGCAAACGUCAUCGUCCACACGACAACAGGCCUCUACAUAUACAACCCAUUUCUGAAUUCCAUUAUUUCUGUUGGAGAGCAUAUUAGAAUGAAUCUGACGGACCGUUGGAAAAACAUGAACGGCAAUACAGUGUCUGUUUCUGUGUACAAGAAUCCUGUCAGUUACAUAGCAGACUCAGGAAUAUCCCUAGGGUCUGGCUUAGACGGUUCCGCACUCUAUGAACUUUCUAAAUACUGGAACAUGACAGUGAAGAUUAGGGUAAAUGAUAAAAUGAACCAUUCCGAAUUUCAGGUGCUUCGGGGAAAAUCAGAUCUAUCGUUCACCGGACUAUCUUUAUUCCAAAACAUCUUCGGACUGCACCUAAGUUCGAUUGUAUACGGCGACAAAGUAUGCGUAGUGCUAAAAAUUCCAGAAAAAUUGAGAGGUUGGGAUGUUUUGUGGCGCAUCUAUGAUAGGAAGGUUUACCUAAUGUUCUUUAUCACCGUUUUUAUAACGAACAAAGCCUUCCGCUUAUUAGCUAAGAAAAAAAAUCGAAGAAAUACCUUACAAAUGGUGAUCAGAACCAUGUCCAAUAUUAUGAUCGUGCGCCCUCCAACGGCCUUCAGGGAGCGAAUCUUAUUGAGUUCCACCAUGAUCUUUGGCCUUAUCGUAGUCACUAUUUAUCAAGCGUCCAUGUUCCAUUUUGUCAGAUUCAAUGUCCGGCAUCACAAAAUGAAAACUCUAUCGGAUGUUUUCCAGAACGGUAUACCUCUAAAAACAGACGAGAUCGCUUUAAGGGAUUUUUUCUUAGCAUGGGAUAAGAGGGAAAUUAGAAAAUUGGGUAAACAAAUUAAAGAAGACAAAAACUUUUACAACGUACUUAAAACCGCUGGCUUUGUGACAAGAGAGAAAUAUUACAACCUGCUGAGGGACAUCAAUCUGUUGAAGAACGACGUUUACGUACUGAAGCAGAGGGUGGGGAGCUUCACGAUGGCCUAUUCGGUGAAGAAGGGAAGCUCCUACCUGGAACCCCUCACCAGGUUCACCUUGAGGGUCUUCGAAGCAGGGCUCUACAGGAAGUGGCGUCGCAUGACAAUUAGCAAAUAUGCUAGAUAUUAUGAUAAAAAUGAAGCAACUCCUUCAAAUCGGGGACUACAGAUGUCCGAUACUGAAGUCGCUUUCGUCGUACUAUUUAUAGGUAAACAGGUUAAAAUGAGAAAGAAGUUACAAAACUAAGUAUUUAUUGACUCAGAUAUAUCUUGCAAAUUUUCGCUUAACUUGAAUGGUUUGUUUAAAUUAAUCUUUACAUAGGUCAAUUAUCGUAAGUAACAAAACUACGAAUAUAUAAUUUAUUAAAUAAAUGGAAGACUAUACAAUGUCUUCCAAUGCGAAUGGGAAAACCAUGGCAACUGAUUAUAAUAUUAGGAUAAACAAACAGUAACGAAACUUAGCUUUACUCCUUUAUUUGUAACCAAUACUAGCCGAAUAUAAUGGGUUGCUACAUAUAGACAAGAAAUCAGUAAUGAAAAACAAUAAUAAUAACACAAGUUACCAGUAAUGAAAAACAACAAUAAUAAGCACAAACUUAUUUCAAUAUGUGGUGACAUUUAGCCUAAGUACUAAG